This is a messenger RNA of Peronospora matthiolae, 4716 nucleotides long. The record is from the annotation of a GenBank genome assembly. Lineage: Eukaryota; Oomycota; Peronosporomycetes; Peronosporales; Peronosporaceae.
AUGCCUCUGGCCACGUUUCGUCGAGGUACCAAAUGCUGCAAACAAAUCGAGACACGAGUGCGCACUCUCGUGACGUUUGGCGCAUUGCUCCUCGCGUUCAGCGCGGUGAUUGGUGGAGUCCACGGCGACUUGUUUUCGAUGGCGCUCGCCUACAAAUGUGAAGCCAACAAGUGCCUCUACGCCAGCGACAUGAACAGCGCCGCGACGACGACGCAGUUGUUCGGGGACCCCGUGGACUGUGUCCGCAAGUGCCGGACGUCGAAUCUCCAGAACGUCGACAGAGGCAGCGACCUCUCGGACGUCGCGAGCAUGACAGUGGCUUCGUCCCGCAAUGGCACGUGUAUCAACUGCUCGCUCGUGGUCUCGUCGACGUACAAUUUCCCGCAGAUGCUCGAGACGUUCGACCUCACGCCCGCGUCCGUGGCGGCCUCGUCGUGCAACUUUACGAGUGAAAUUCGACUGGACACACCGACGCUGUGGCUGCUCGAAGGCACGACGUCGCGCUGUGCUGCCGGCACGAAGGAGACCGCGGUGGAGUGUACACGAGACAAUGGCAAUGCGACGAUCAUGACGCUGGACGCCGAGGCUUUGACGACGCUCAUGACGGUGCACAAUAGCUACGAGUUCAUUGUGGACCGCGUGACCACGAGACUUGGCCCUGGCACGUUCACUGAAGACACGACGCUCUCCAUGGUGUUUGAUGGCACGGGCUGUCUCGCCUCAGCUGGUGGCUCCACGGCUAUGCAACAGGCCUUUCGAGUGGACUUGACGUCGCGUUCGUACGAGCUCAUUGGCAUGUUUGCGAACACGGCAAUGUCCGCUGAGAACACGAUUAUUAUGAGCCCUACACCCGUGACACUGAGUGUCACGAGUGGUGCGGUGCUGAGUGCGGGUGCUUUCUUCCUAUUGCGCGUGGCGAGUGAUCGAGAAACCGAUUUUGGUGGCAUGAUUCGGAAUGUCUCGACAGCUUCGAUGGUGUUACCGAACUCGGAUAGUGUCGAAGCGGUUGGCUUAGACCUAUUCGUCGGUGCUUCCAACAUUUCGUUCACGAUUCCGGAUUCGUUCACUGGCAGUAUUCAGAAUGGUGAUACAGUCAACAUUACAUUUGAGACGUUUCUGAACCCGGCGAACAACUCUGUUGCGAUCGAUAAGGUGUAUCUAUCAGCAUAUCAAGGACUCGCGUCUGCUGUGGACAACACGCCGAUCACAUUCUACAUACUGGAUGAUGCCAGUCGGUCGCUGAAAGCAGCACCGCUGGACAUUGUCACCUUGGUAGUGUACAGCGCUUGCUUUUUGUUUUCGCUGGUGAUCAUCCGCUGGCACGGGUUGCCGUUGACGGUGAAUACGUUGUGGACCGACUUGGUGGCGAUUACAGCUCUGUUUUCGUUUGCAGCGGCGACUGGUGGAUACCUUGUCUGGGUGAUUCAACCAUCGAAAGCAUACGUGUACUGGUACACGGCGCAGUAUUUCUUUAAUACCGCAAUGAUUCUGUCGCUUUGCUUUCACUGGGCGACUGUGCUGUCGUUCAAGUGUUUCAAGAAACUCAGUUUUACAUCACCCGUCGUGCUGGCUUAUGUCUUGAUCAACGGCUGCGUGUUGGUCUUCAUUGUGAUGGUAUCUGUGGUAUCAGAAGAGAAGUUGGAGUGUGUGUACGAUGUGAAGUCGACGUCUUGUUCGUCUGAGGAGGAGUGUGCACUGUCAAUUGCUGCCGAGGGCAAGAUCAUUCGGUCUGCUAUCGAAGACUGUGACAUGGAGGCAUUUUACUUGGCGUUUGGCACGGGUUUCAUUGUUUACACGCUUAUGCUGAUGAUACUGGGCUGCAUGGUCAUGAGCCGUGGACGGACGCUCAUGUUAAACGAAGAUCCAUCUGAUGCACGGAUCCGCAAGUCGCUCACGAUAUUUUACGCUAUCAUCGCCACGACUUGCGUCCUUUACGUGUCGGCGCAGGUCAUCUACGUUGCGCAAUACGUUUCACACAAGGGCGAGGAUAACCAACUUUCGGACAUAGUAUGGUACAUCUUCAUCGUGUGGUUGCCACAUAGCCUUCCACCGCUACUUCUGCUCUUCUUGCAGUGGAAUCCGAGCACGGAAAACAUUCGGCACGACGACACACCUUCUGUCGACCAGUCAUCCAAAGAGGACGUGUUCAAUUGCACCCCGCGCUCAUCUGGAUCGUCAAGCCAUAUGCCAUACUCGAAAUUGUUGCGCGAUCGUUUAAGCAUGGGCGAUUCGAUGUUGAACAGUGAUGAGCCUGGCAGUCGAUUGCGUAUUAUCGUGCGGUUGAAGUUACCAGCUUCAUUCGAUCGUGCAUGCUUUGUGUCGCUCGAUUUCUACUCAUCAAAGGAGACGAUCACGUCCAGCAAUACGCUUCAUAGUAUUUACAGCGCUGCUGCAUGGAAAUGUGUGGGCACAACGGAACCGGUCGGUGUUGCAGGCGAAACGGAAUCUGUGUUGACGACAGGCUCCACGCACACUAUUUUCCCCUUCGUUGCCGUGUUGGAGGUGCCUGUGAUUGGUCCUGCUUCUAACACAUUGCUGCGCUUUAUGGUGCACGCGAGCACACUUGGCAAACGUGAGACGUCUUCGAAUUGUCUGGAUCGUUCCAGCUCUAGCACACGCAGUCAAGACACUGCUUCCAAUCCACAGCUGUCAUUUCAAAUGACGAUGUUCCAUCCUGUGCUAGAGUUUGUUACUUCGUCUCAGGCCGUGCUUGAUGCAGCAGCCAGUGGUCACUCGUUGAACAUCAACCCGUCGGACGAAAACACGUGCGCUAUAUUGGAGGAGUUCCCAUCGUUGCAGAGUGAAAUCAACAAAAUAUUGAAGGGCAACGCAAAGAAUGCGGAGCUGAGUGUGCAGACAGUCAUGAUGCCCGGCGAAAUAACCAGUCGCGAUGAUGCUGCAUCUCACAAGAAUAUUGGCAACAUCAUCCGGUUCUUCCAGUACGACACAGAAGAUGGAGGCGGUGGUCUUGUUGUGGAAGAUCUACAGGAAAGCAUUUACUCGAACGCAAUUCCGCGCCAGUUGAUGGAGCUGAUUGCAGCAGAGCGUCAGGAACAGGCCGAUCGUGCACGUGAAGACUUGCACAGCUUCCUUAAUCAGAAGAAGGGUAAGCAGAAUUUGGGUUUCUACGGUACACUGAUUGGUCAGAUCCAAGACGAUACAGACUCUUCGCUCGCUCGCGAGUGGCUUGAGGAACGUGUUCGACGACGCAAAGAAUAUGUGGCAAUGCUGCGCAGGAAUAUCCAGUACUUGGUGAAUCGCGACAAGCACAAGAGCUAUUUCAAGGCUAGUGUGGAGAAGAAGUCGUCUGACCUCCGGUUCGUUCCUAUUAACAUGCACAUCCAAGACUUACUCAUUGGGCCGACGACUGCAUUCAUUAACGAUGAAAGGAGACGGUCUUCGAAGGAAGUAUCUGCAUAUGAUUUCACAACCGUCGGCGCACCCGCAGCUCACGUGUACAAGUUCAACAAGGGUGGCAUACUUUCGUAUCAGAACAGACGCAAGAAGAUGGAGGCCAAAAUUGCAGAUGCUGAUCUAGACCUAUCCAAGUGGCCCGAAGAAGCGCGCGAAUAUGACGAUCUCAAAUGGGAUCUGCAGCUUCGGAUGGACUGCGCGUUUGCCCAAGCUUUGGCUGCCCUUACAUGCAGCUUUGUGCGGAAGGUGGAAGUUGCGAUCCAGAACCCGGAUGUUGUUCGAGGUGAAGAUAUGCUGCGUCAGUUUUCCAACCUGGGUUUUCUUUUUCAAGUGGAGUCGUUGUUGUCUACCCAUGGCAAAGAGAUCGGCAUGCUGGAAGAUAUGGCCGGUUCUGUGGAUCACUUAAGUUGUGUGGCGUUUGUGAUCCAAGAUGUUCGGGACAAACCUAUGAACCGUUUCUCGUUCCGCAUGUCACGGCGCAAAGACGUUGCUGAUGAGGCUGGUGUUGUGAAAGUUACGGUUUCGAACAAGUCAGGGGCAAAGCGGUCUCAUGUUAAGUAUAUUGUGACGGUCCAGGUUGCCACCAGCGAAGUGGAAUUGCCCGAGCGCCUGGCUAGCGGCGGCGAGAUCCAGGUGACACCAGUGCUGUUUUCACAGGGCAUCAAUGAAAUGCAAACAAUCGCGAACAACACAGAGCGUGCGAAGACGGAGCUGCAGGACAUCAUCAAUUUCCGCAGUCUGAAACCUUUGAAGACUUUUUGUGAGAAGUACCGUCGUCUUGUGGUAUCCAUGCCACUUAACGGCCUUAGUGGCUUGUCAACUUCUGGUCGUAGUCGCGCUGGAUCGCAUCGUUACAAAGCCACGUCUGUUGAUUCGACGAUUGCGUCAUCGUUGCGCCUUACGCCAGACGAGGUAACGCAAGAACUACGUGCACUUGAGAUGUCUAUCAAUGAUGCGGCACAAAGUCUGGUCAAGACGAAACGUACGGAGAUUCUGAAGCGCUCGUCUGACCUGUGUCGGGAGCUUGGUGGUGGUCGCGUCACGGUUUGCAAGAGUGCCAAGGACCGCACAGCCAUGUCGGUAACAUUGGAGCAGGUGCGUAUUCUGCAGCGUCAUCAUGACCUGCCUGCACAUCGCGUACCUGCAACCGUUUCCGUUAUGCGCAGUCACGGUGUACGUAUCGAAAAUGCACUGAAGAAUACGGGCAAGCGCCAGUUUGCUUUCAACAAGCUGCAGCGCUCGCUAUUGCCUGAGGAUUAUCGUUGUCCCGACCAGGUGGGUGGCACAGGCAAUGUCAGUUGA